ACGCGCAGCGGCGGCAGCUGGGAGCCCGCCCGGGCACCGCCAGCCUCGCCCGCGCCGCGCCCGGCCAUGGAGCCCUCACCCAAAGACGGCGAGAGCGCGGCGGCCGCGGAGCCCAGCCGGGGCGCUGCCCCUGCCAGCGGGGUGGUGGUGCAGGUCCGGGAGAAGAAGGGGCCCCUGCGCGCCGCCAUCCCCUACAUGCCGUUCCCCGUGGCUGUCAUCUGCCUUUUCCUCAACACCUUCGUGCCGGGUCUGGGAACGUUUGUGUCUGCUUUCACCGUGCUGUGCGGAGCCCGGACGGACCUUCCUGACAGGCACAAGUGUUGUGUCUUCUGGCUGAACAUUGCUGCGGCUCUGAUUCAGAUCCUGACGGCGAUUGUGAUGGUUGGCUGGAUCAUGAGUAUAUUCUGGGGGAUGGACAUGGUCAUUCUUGCAAGCUACAAGGAACAGGGGAUCCCACAGCAGCUGUAGUGGCUGGGACAAAUAUGGUCAGAGAAACACGGCGAGAGAUUUCCUUUGGCAGCUGUGGGCCAUGGACCUUUUCAUUACCCUUUGUCUUUCUUCUUCCUUUUGUUUUGUGUCCUUCUGUUUGAACCUGGUUCACCUGCUGGUCCAGCCGAGCGGAGGUGCAGAGCUGCCGACGGAGACUUGCACUGAUCCCACUGAGCAGCGCAGAUGGGGCAAGCACAGCGUGGGUUAGGACUGGCCCUGGACAGCACGUGGUGGGCAGCCAGGAGAAGGAGACAUCCCUGGCAAAGGUGGUACCUGGGAAGGCAGCUGAGCCGGGAGAGCAGGAGAUGCUGCUUUCUCUGUCCUCCGGUGCAAAGUAGCUGAAGACAUUUUGCCUCCUAUUUGCACUCACUGUCAAAGGAAACCAGCUAUGAAUGUCAAAUGCCAAGGAUGUGCAGCAUGUGAAAGCAAACCAGUGGCUCUUCUUCCCCACACCUCCAGAGUCCAUCCUGGACAGCUCUGCAGUAGCGGAGGGCCCAGCCCAGCCACCUCCAGAGUCCAUCCUUGAUGGCUUCACAGUAGCGGAGGGCUCAGCCCAGCCUGCUCUGCUGUUUGUGUUUAUGAUGCUCAAUGAAGCUCUCCUUGCAGAUGUCUUGAGAAAAGUGCUUGCUGUAAAUUGUAUUGUACUGCUGAACUGAUUUGAGAUGUCCCCUGCGUCCAUCUGCUGGCACCAUGUGAAGACCAGACCUCCCCAUGGACCCUCGGGAGACUUUACCUAGCAAAGGACCAGUGUCCUGCAGCACCUUGUCUCUAGGGUGGUUGGUGCAGCCACAUGCUGCCAAAAGCUGCUAGUGUAAAACAACGCUGGGAGAGCUUCCCACCCAUCCAUCCCCAAAAAGAGACUUUUCCUUCCCUCCCUCCCCCACCCAGGACUUACCAGCAGUGUCUCCAUGCCCUGGGAAAGGACCCUCUUACAGCACAGCAUGUGCUCCUGGCUGAAGCACCAUCCUUGCUCCACUUCCCCAGGAGUGGCACAGAGGGGAGCCCCCCACUCUGUGACACCCACCGACAGACACCGGGGAUGGAUAACUCACCCCUCUGCUGGUGAGAGCCAUGCCGUACCGCUGCUGCUGCAAACCAGGCCCUGCCUCCUCGCUGCUGCAGUUGGAGGACACUCACUCUGGUUGAAGCCUCAUGGCACCAGGCUAUGCCAGCAGCAUCUGCUUUAUAAAAAUCGAUGUUUCAGAUGCAAAUUUUGCAGCUAAGGAGCGACACUGAUGAAGAUAAAUGCAAUUGCUUCACCCUCCCCCCCCAUCUGCCAGCAACAUGAUAAUUACAAAACAACAACAAAAGAAACAAUAAAAGGGCUUUAAUUAAAUAGUUCCUUGGUACUUGAACCCAGCCAGGAUGAACACCUGAUUUACUACUUGGUGGAAAGCAAUUUCAGGUGGAAGCCAAACCAAAUGUCUGUUUGAAAUGUGUGGCCAGUUGUAAAGCAGUUUCAUUCUGGGUCAGCCCAACUGUUCCAAUGCAAGUUAGGUUGACCCAAUCCAACCCUGACAUUUUUUCUGCAUUCAUUGGUGUUGCCAAAGCUGUGCUUACCACAGAAAAGGUGCUAAUGGCAGCCAGCCCUUUGCCCAGCUGACCACGUUGGCCAGACGUGCCUGGCGAUGGCAACAGGGCAGGGCAGCAGGGAGUGUUAGACGUGUGAGGUGCCUCCAUCUGUGCCACAUCCUGUGCUUCCCAAGACAAAGCUGCCUGCUCCUCCCUGCCUGCUCCUCCCUGCCUGCAUCCACUGCCACGAGCUUAACUGAAGAUCUUUCACAGAAUGGUAGAGGUUGGAAGGGAGCUCUGGAGAUCGUCUGGUCCAAUUCCCCUGCCUUGCAGUCUCAUCAGGAUGCAGGGGGCGUUGUGCCAAGCAGCACGGACAGGAAACUGAGGAGCCCUGGUCUCGUUCUUCAGGGGGCUGUUCUGUUCCACCCUUGCCUUGCCUGCCGUUUGUUUCGGGGUGACCCUGCAGUCCACACACGCAUCCACUCCAGCGGCAGUGUACUGUAUUACCAGCCAGCCCAAACUGCAUCCUCUGCAAGACAGAGCACCAGGAGCUCACUGCCAUUUAAAGCCCAGACACAAGAAGAGCUAUAAGCUUAGCUAGAUCUGACAUCUCUCCCAGUCAAAAGCAAUGGCUUCUCCCACGUGCUUGCUAACUGUGGCCUCGUAACACCCCACCCCCCAGUCAGUUCCAGCUGACUUCUCUUCAUGUGCACACAUGAUGCACUUUCAGGCAGCACUGCUAUGCUUCCAAACCAGCACUCAGCAUUUCGAUCCCCAUAAAGGGCCAGCCCUAGGUGAGAGUGGCACCAGCUGAUCCAGGGUUAAUUACAGUGGAUCCCACUGCAGUCUGUCCCAUCCACAAGCCAACCUCCCUUUUCUCAUUCAUAUGCAUAACUACAGUCAGGUUAAAAUUCAGCCCUGCCUCUUUUGCACCAUCCCACAGGCAGUGGGAAGUGACACUACCCUUCCUCCCUACUCCCAACCCCACAGAAAUAGUGCAGUGGGAUGUGAAGGCUUUACACAGACUCCAGGUUUGACAAUCCAGCAGGCAGGUCAAAGGCAAUGACCUAGUUGAGCUUGAGAUCGAAACAGGUUUGCCUCCACAGCUCUUCUUCAAAGUGAUGCCAGUACUCCCCAGACGCCAAGCAAGUGAUGCCUCCCUGAGCCACAUCCCACUGUCCACCUACCACACACAAAGACACAGGCACUGCUCCACGGGCCAGGAAAGCAGACAAGUUGUUUGCUGCUGGCUCAAGUCCAUCUUUUCCUUGGGUUUGGCCAUACUUGGAUGUAUCCAGUUUUUCCACCUUAGGAUGGAGAGAAUGGCUGCAUGCCCACCUAUGCCAUUUGUACCCCAGUGAUGAGCCCACCUUUUGUUUUCAUGCCAAACUGGGGGGUUACAGAUGAACAUUUGUAUGCCUAUUUAUAUUGUUGGAUUGUGAGUUGCUGUGUUUUGAUACUGUGGAUCUUUGUGUUUUGUUUGGUUUUUUAAAGUUAAAUAUAUUCUGUUGCUGGACAGCUGGAA
Messenger RNA from Pogoniulus pusillus (Red-fronted tinkerbird), 3526 nucleotides. It is a transcript of the gene STUM, whose product is annotated as stum, mechanosensory transduction mediator homolog. The transcript has 4 exons. Lineage: Eukaryota; Metazoa; Chordata; Aves; Piciformes; Lybiidae. The record is from RefSeq and is a predicted model, not a curated record. The coding region runs from base 67 to 468 and encodes 133 amino acids.